Urocitellus parryii (Arctic ground squirrel) is the source of this 1349-nucleotide messenger RNA. The record is from RefSeq and is a predicted model, not a curated record. NCBI's taxonomy places the organism in Eukaryota, Metazoa, Chordata, Mammalia, Rodentia, Sciuridae.
AUGCCUGUGUCAGAUCAAGGGAGUGCACCAUUUUAUACAAAGGACUUGAGCAUCUUCAGAUUUUGGAAUCUGAGGGUGAAGAGUCCUGGAAUCAAGCCCCCACAGUGGUCAUCUCCAUCAGAGGCAACUAAAAGUUUCAUAUCAAAAGAAAUUUGGCUGGCACCCCCACAGUUCUACGAAGUAAGACGACUUGAAAACUUUGCCUCUCUGUCUGACCUGCAUAAAUUUUGUUUGGAUCGUGCCUUAGAAGAGGUUGAACGGUGGAUGCCGAUUACAUAUUUAACUGCUGAUGGGAUGCUCCAGCUUUUACCUGGAGAUGAGCUGUACCUAGAAGAUUCAGACUAUGUAGAAAAGUCUUUGUCUACUGAAAAAACAACUAAAGAAAUCAUGAAGGAAGGCAAGAAAUUUCACCGAAUAGUGAUACACAAUCGCCAUCUUUAUGAGGUCCAUGUGACUGUUCAGUCAAAGUAUAAACAUGUUUAUCCUAAGAACUACAUAAUAAGUAAGAGCCAUUUGUAGGGAGCUACUUCUUUCUAAACUGGUUGACUAAACUUGUUUGAAAAUUAUAUAAUUUAUAUAACUUGGUGCCUGUGCAAGCUAUCAUGGUGUGUUUCUUCUUUUAAGUGUGUUGUGGAGCUCUCUUGCUUAUUUUAUUCUUUUAAUCAUUCAGUAUGCAGUGAGUAUAAAGUUGACAUGUUACAAAAUGAGAAAAAAAAAGUCACAAGGGGCCCUACUUCUGUAUUGUUUUAUUAGCCUAAAAGUUUAAAUAAGAYGUUCUAUUGCCAUUGUUUCAAUUGUCCCACAUAUUAGCAUUUUUCCUGAUGUGCUUUGGAAGCUGAACCAUGAAUUUCUUAGACUUUCUGCUGAAAUUAAUUUAAGAGUGCCUGACUGGAUGGCAAACACUAGACUGAGAYACCCUUCAAGUGAUAAUGCCAUUGUUUUCUUGCUAUUGUCUUUAGCUUSAUUACUAAGAUCCAAUCUGUUUAAAACCAAGUGGCAUUAGUAUAAUAUAUUAUGUUUUCCAAAUUGGAAAUCUAUUUUAGUUAAUAUUUUAAAGAAGUAUGAAGCCAUAUAAACCUAUCAACUUUUUAUGUUAUUCAGUACUGGUUAAUAAAUACACAGAGAGAAUGUUAAAUUAGGUUUAUUUUCAGUAUGGUUAAUAUGGAUAGUGUUUUCACCUCCUUUAAAGAGGUAUAAUUUUUUUGCUGAUUAAAGGUGGGAAUUAAUAGUUAAAAACACCAAUUCUUUUUCAUUAUAUUUGACUAUAUUAUGCAUAACACAAUAGAUUUCUUAUUUUUUGAAAUUUCUUAGUUUUUCUAACAACCAAAUAAAGGCAAUGAUAAAACUUA